Spodoptera litura is the source of this 5665-nucleotide messenger RNA. RefSeq names its product circadian locomoter output cycles kaput protein Clock (gene Clk). Gene Ontology annotation, biological process: circadian regulation of gene expression; regulation of transcription by RNA polymerase II. The record is from RefSeq and is a predicted model, not a curated record. NCBI's taxonomy places the organism in Eukaryota, Metazoa, Arthropoda, Insecta, Lepidoptera, Noctuidae. Gene Ontology annotation, cellular component: nucleus; cytoplasm; CLOCK-BMAL transcription complex. Gene Ontology annotation, molecular function: DNA-binding transcription factor activity, RNA polymerase II-specific; protein dimerization activity; RNA polymerase II cis-regulatory region sequence-specific DNA binding.
UGUGAAUCCAUCAAUGUACGUACAGUGAACUCGCCUUGUUUUUUUGAUAAGUUGCUCAUUUUAUCCAAUAAUUUCGUAAAAGCGUUCAUUGUUAAUGUGGUAACGUGUUAAAAUACAUAAAAUUUACUAAUUUCGGUCGGCACGCUACCGUAUCGCCCACUGUGUCAGGUGGCUGAUUUCACCAUUGCGAUGAUAAGUACCUAAAGAUUGAUUGGACUUCAGUGUUGACUCCAAAUAUAAGUGCCAGCACCAUGGACGACGACGGUGAUGAUAAGGAUGAUACAAAAAGGAGGACUCGCAACUUGAGUGAGAAGAAGCGGAGAGACCAAUUCAAUAUGCUGGUUAAUGAGCUCAGUGCUAUGGUCUCAACAAACAACAGGAAGAUGGAUAAAUCAACAGUCCUCAAGUCUACUAUAUCAUUUUUGAAGAACCAUAAUGAAAUAACUGUCCGAUCAAGAGCUCACGAUGUUCAAGAAGAUUGGAAACCAGCAUUCUUGUCAAAUGAAGAGUUUACAUAUUUAGUAUUGGAGGCAUUGGAGGGCUUUGUAAUGGUUUUCUCAGCUACUGGUCAAAUUUACUAUGUAUCUGAAAGCAUCACAUCAUUACUGGGCCACAACCCAGCCGAUGUCGUGAACAAAAGCAUAUUUGAUCUGGCUUGUGAAGAUGAUCGGCCCAGCUUGUACAAUUUGUUACAAAAUCCUGGAAGUGCAACUGACCCAAUGCAUGCUGUUGGUAAAGAAAACGAAAUCCGCUUCCAGUGUCAUCUAAAAAGAGGAUCUUUGGAUUUUAGAGAUGAAACCACUUACGAACUUAUACAAUUCAAUGGUCACUUCCGAACAAAUAUGGAGCCACUCGAUAGUGAUGAUAUGCCGAGUUACAAUCCGGACCAUGAGUCAAGGUUACUCUUCGUUUGCACGGGCCGGUUGUACACUCCUCAACUGAUCCGUGAUGUGUCACUGGUAGACUCCAGUCGCAGCGAGUUCACUUCGCGACACAGUCUUGAAUGGAAAUUCCUGUUUCUGGACCACCGUGCACCGCCUAUCAUUGGAUAUUUACCAUUCGAAGUACUUGGCACCUCGGGCUACGAUUAUUAUCACUUUGAUGACUUAGAAAAAGUAGUCACAUGUCAUGAAGCUUUGAUGCAAAAAGGUGAAUUAACGUCGUGCUACUACAGGUUCUUAACAAAAGGGCAGCAGUGGAUUUGGCUUCAAACUCGCUUUUAUAUCACGUACCACCAAUGGAACUCAAAACCAGAGUUUGUAGUUUGCACUCAUCGAGUCGUAAGUUACGCGGAUAUUGCGAAGAGCAUGAAACAAGAGGGUGCGGAAGCUGAUACAGUGAGUGAGGCUGAAGUAAACCGAGGAGUGAUGAAGGAAGCCCCGUCUGAUGACGCCAUGGUUUCCAUGUCACCAUCAUACAUGUCCGAAGCGAGCGAUGCUUUCGGUACCUCCUCCUACCAACCCUUGUCUCAAGUCAGUCCGGCCUCCGUUAAGUCGGCAUCGGCUGGCAGCACGACUGGAACUGUUGCUACCGCUGGUACAGCAGCGACUGCGGGCGCGUCGUGGACCCGGGCUUCUCACGUCCACUUCACUGGCUCGGACACAGGAUCCUUGUCCGGCGAGUCCCGCUCUUCGCAAAGAAAUUCCAUGCGCGAGAACUAUACAUUCCUGCAGACGCAUAAGAGCACGGAAGCAGCCCCGGCUCCACAGCAUGGCAUAGGUGCGCAGUACUUAGAUCCCGCGCCGUACGUGAGCGCGGUGGGAGUGCCCGGGGUGCUGCCGCUGUCCAUUCCACCGCUGCCAGUCAUCGUGUCUCCCGACCAAGCGCAGAUGCAGGAGCAGUUGCAACGAAAACACGAGGAGUUGCAGCAAAUGAUAGUCAGGCAACAGGAAGAGCUGCGGCAGGUAAAGGAACAAUUGUUGCUGGCCAGGCUUGGGAUUCUCCAGCCCCUUAUAAACGUGCAAGGCCCAUACGUGAACCCAGAAGACAUGCAACAGAACCAGCGUUUACCGGCACAAAUAGUUUACGAGGCAGGCACGCCGCGGGCGGCCAUCACCGGCUACCCGCAGCAGCACCCGCCGCAUGCCGGCGGACACCACCCGCACAUGCCGCAGUGAGCCGCUCCGACCGAAUUUACCACAGAUCCUUGUUAUUAUUUUUAAUUUAGUUCAAACGCGUACCAUACGUACACUUGCCAAUUUGUUUAUUUGUAGGAAAAGCGCAGCUUCGGUCUAUUAAUUUAUUAUUCAUUACGUGUGUUCCAAACAGACGCGGUGCAAUAUCUCGUCGCUUAUACCAAAUUAUGAAUUAUUAUUUACAGGUGUGUACAAUCUAUUAUACAAGAGCCGGUUCGUUUUAUGUUUACUUUUACUUUGUUAUUGUAAAAAAACACAAGCUCUAUGCUCAGGCGCAUGGUACGUUUCAACGAAGCAUGUUCAUUGAUAAAUAUGUAUAUAUUUUACAGUUUCUUGUUUAAUUGUUUCUUGUGUUAAAAGGCUGUGCAAUAUCUAACAAACUAAAUAUUUAACUUGUAAUAGAAAAUGUAGAAGAUUGAAGUUAAGUAAUUAUUUUAAAUACUUUAGUAGGCACUUAAUUCAGUACAUAUUGUUUGAAACCUUUUUGUUAUGCGGUAAUUUUGUAGACGAAUACUUACGUGUUGUAAAGAUUGGCUGCCUUGAGGGCACAUUUUAUUAUAUCGUCUUAUUUGGACUUCGCUAUUUUAUCCUUUCUCGUUGUUAAGACAAAUCUGCACCUAUACUGCAAGCUCACUUGCAUCUUCCAAGUCCAAAAGAAGUCCCGAGUCUUCUAUUCUUUGUAUCAUGUUUAAGGGUGUAAUUCCUUGUAGGUCCAUAAUGUACAGUUUUCUGAUGAUUUUAUAAAUAUGAAUACUGUUGUAUUGUAGUUUUUAUCAGAACCAAGAAACCAAAGUGUUACUAUGUUUUAGUAUCCACACAAUAUUUGUUUCGAUAUCUGCAACGUGCCAUUUGCCGUGAUUUGUUUCAGACGUUUCACAGAAAGAACAUGUUUUGUAAAAUAUAAUUUUACACAUAUUUUGAUCUCGUUACUGAAUUUAGUGGCUAGGUAAUUAUUUACGUUACGUUGUUUCUGAGAUAGUCGCGUUCACGACCUAUGAAACAUCAAUUAAUGGUUUAUUUCUUUUAUUGACAAAUCUUUUUUGAACGUUUUUUGUAAAUAUUAUAUACUUUGUUAGACAAAUUUUAUUAAUUGGCUUAGUCGAUUAUUCGCAUUAUAUAGUUUUGUUACAUUUUAUAGAAAAAUAUUUUAUUUUACGCACUUGCGUUUUAGAAUUGUUGUUGUUAUUUUUCUUAGUUCAUUAUGUUUGAACUUCAUAAUAUAUUCUGUAACCUAUACAUAAUAUUGAGACUGCAUUGAAAUCAUUGCGUCUCUUUUUACUAAAAACAAUUUAUAAAAUUAUUAUAGUUAAAUUAUUUUGUUCGACGGACUAUUUAGCAAGUGUAUUAAUUUUCCAAAUUAUGAAUCACAAGAUGUGAUGUCGAUUCUAAAUUAAUCGAGUGGCCAGUUAGGCGGUCGUGGGAUUCGUACAAAGUUGAGGAAACUAUCGAGCUCCUCAUGCCGAACGCGGUGCGAUGAUGAGAAGCGGGCACUAGCCGAGCACGGGCGGGCCCGCGUCUCAUGCUGGGGCUAAAUAUUUAUAUAUCAGGGAGGAAAGUAGUUAUUGUGACUCGUUCAAACUUGUUGCUAUUUGAGUGACAACGUCGGUUGUGCAAAUGACUAUAUAUUAUACUAUAAGAAUAAAAAACGAGCAUGCAGCGUGCACACAUGCGCUUCUUUUUUACUCUUAUUGCUCGGAUGCAAUUUUACUAACUUUUCUAUAAUAAUCGUUUAUUCUUAGACCGUGCACUGUAGUUCGGUAUGCGGAACUCUUUUUAUGUCAUGCAGAUACAUUAAAUGACUAUAAUGUAUGUACAGAUACUUUAGUAUUAGUUAGUAAUUGUAAGUAUAUGUCAGUAGAGUAACUUUGGGUGUAUGUUUCUUAAUACAAAUAAUUACAAAAGCGGCGAAAGACAAGAAUUUGAUAAAAUCAAGUUAAGUAAAAUGUGGGAUUGGUGAAAUGAAAUAACAAUUGCAAUUUCAAUUUAAUAAUGUUUGAAUCUUCGUUAAAAAUUAUUACUAUCACGUUUCGAUUCACUAAAAACUUCCCAUACUUGUAGCUAGUUUUUGUAAUUGCUUGUACUACCGUAAUUAUUAAAUAUUGAUAUGGCAGUCUUAGUUCCCGUGAUUGUACCAUUGAUGUACGUCUUGUACGUACAGACAUUACGUUCUUGUUUAAGUUUCCAUUAAAUUUUAUAUAUUUUAUAUUGGUUAAUAUUUUAGUUAGGUACGGAAUGUUGGUAAGUUAGCAUACAAUUAUGUUUGUUGGCCCUAACGCCAUUGGAAAAUGUUUAGUCAGACAAAUUCAUUAUUUCUACCAUUUAUUUAUAUAGUAUAUACACUUGAAUCUUGUUUAAUCAUUGUUUAUAAUGGGAAUUUAUAGAAAAUUGGCUUUAGUCAGUUAUGUAAUGUUUUAUUUGUUAAUUAUUUUAUUUUGACUGAAAUUAUAAAAUAUAUGUAUUGUGUCAUCUUUCAAAGUUUAUUUAUAGAAGCAUUUUGCUUAUGUUCCGGUUUUUAUAAAUGUUUAAAUAUUUAAGAAAUAUUUUGAAAGAAGUAAUUUACCCAUCGCAACAAAAUUAUAAUAAAAUUUAUAGACAUGUGUUAAGAAUAGCAUAAAUAUAGAAUGCAGGAAGAAAACCUAGGUAUAUGUUAAAAUUAAAAAUCAAAAUUGUAUGAAAUAUUUAAAGGGAUUGUUGAAGUGUAUGUUGGGGAAGAGAAGGCAAGAAGCAAGAUAUAUUUUAUUUCGUUCCGCGUUCUUAGUUAAUAGCACAUUAUGUCAAAGUUAUUGUUGUUUUGUUGUAUCAGUUAGUGUAACAGAUGGUAAUCUUGUCGCUGCAGGCCCCGGGUGAAUGACCCCGGCCCAAAGCUAUGUGAUACUGUUUUCUAUAACAUGUAUAUGGAUAUGUGUCAUACAUCGUGCGGUCUAAUCAUCUUAAUCACGUAAUUAUUGAAUAAGUGGAUGUAGUGAAAAGAUAACAAGUUGUUCUUAAGUAUAACAAGUAAACCUUAACUUCGUACAUAUCCAUGUAUGCACUUAUAUUUGAAUUUAUGUUUCACUUAAUCAGUGUACACAUUGUUCAUUUACGAGAGUGAUUCUUCGGGAAAUAUUUCAUUCAAUUUUUGUCGUAUUGUGUUCACUAUUCUAUUGAGUUAUAAGCUGCAAUUUAACUUCUAGACUGCAAAACCAGUUCACAACAUUCGGUGUGAAAUUAUAGAAGCCGUAACCAUUGUUUUAAUAUCAAUUUGAUAUACAGAUAGCAGUUUUCGGAAGGAUCGCUCGUAACAUUAAUGUUUGAUAUUAUUUCUCAUUAGUAUGUAAAAUAUACGUUAGUGUAUAUAUUUUUGUACCAACAAAUAUAAUCGUCCGCAUGUAUAGGACAAGUCAUAUCGUAUACAUGCGAAUGAUUGAGGGAAAUGCGGUGUUGUGAUGCUAAAACUUCUAAUAGUAACAGACUUAUAAAACAGGUAAAAACUAAGACUACAGGUAAAUAUCUGUGUAAAGAUAUUUUCGAACAUAAAGUUUAUAGAGAAA